Molecule: messenger RNA, 1002 nt
Organism: Penicillium taxi
Lineage: Eukaryota; Fungi; Ascomycota; Eurotiomycetes; Eurotiales; Aspergillaceae
Product: type 1 glutamine amidotransferase
Exons: 1
Coding region: 1-1002 (333 amino acids)
Cellular component (GO): nucleus; cytosol
Source: RefSeq, a predicted model, not a curated record
AUGGCGCAUCAGAUCCAUAUCGCCGUGCUAGACACAGAUAUCCCAUGUCUCUCCGUAUAUGCUCAGCGUGGUCUCUACAGCUCGCAGUUCCGUGUACUGCUUCAGUCAGCAGCAGAGCGUAUCAAUAAAUCAGACAUCCAGCUACAAAAUGGCCCGCUGAGUGUCUACGUGACAGCAUUUGACGUGGUCGGUGGGUCACUACCGCCGCUUGAAUGCUUGCGCGCCGUACCACGUUCCCCAGACGAGAUCAGUGCGGGUGGCCCGACUAGCGCGAUUGAUGCGAUCCUUAUUACUGGGUCUGCAGCAGCAGCGUACGAUCCGUACCCGUGGGUAAAGAAGCUACAGUCUUAUAUUCGAACGCUGCAUGCUCAGUUUCCUCUUGUUAAGAUCUUCGGCUCCUGCUUCGGCCAUCAGGUGAUUGCCCAAGCCUUGCUUGCUGAAAAUUCGGACAAGACACCUCGCUCUACAUUCCAUGUUGAGCGCUCGGUGGAGGGCCAUGAAGUGGGCAUUCAUCCCAUCACGCUCAAUCCAGCCUUCACGGCCAACUUCCCACCCCUGGCGUCGAAAAGGCCGUUCCGCAUCCAGCUGAUCCAUGGCGAUAUCGUGGCUCCUACUCCCCAGGCGGUGACUGCCACAGUGGCAGACGAGACCGAAAUCCCCCUUCCAGUGCCAUGGAUCAACAUAGGAAGCAGUGCAGCUUGUUCUAUCCAGGGCUUGUAUAACCCCGGCCGAAUCCUGACUUACCAAGGCCACUUCGAGUUUGACACAUUUGUCAACCGCGAGUUGUGUAUUGAAUUUGCAAAGCGCGGGAACUGGCCGGCGUUGAAAGUGACAUCCUACCUAGAACAGAUCGAGCGCUCUUUCGUGCCUGGCAGUGAAGAUGACGAUGAUUCCAAGGCAGCGGCGGAAGCUGUGCUGUUAUUCUUUGCGGGCGAGGAUCACAAGAAAGUUCAGGUUGCUAUACACAAUGGCAUGCUCACACCUCCACUUGAAGAGGUCUGA